This is a messenger RNA of Rhineura floridana, 7071 nucleotides long. RefSeq names its product monoglyceride lipase (gene MGLL). Gene Ontology annotation, molecular function: lipase activity. Bases 939 to 1874 code for a protein of 311 amino acids. The transcript is spliced from 8 exons. Gene Ontology annotation, cellular component: membrane. Lineage: Eukaryota; Metazoa; Chordata; Lepidosauria; Squamata; Rhineuridae. The record is from RefSeq and is a predicted model, not a curated record.
CUUCGAUCGAGUGCCGAUCAUGCUCCCUCGGUGCAGGGGCCGCGGCUGGCGGCUAAAUUCUUGCUUGCUACUGCUCCUCCUACUCCUCCAUACGGCUGAUUGUAAAGCUGACCUCCCCGUUGCCUUAAAACCUCCACGUUUUACAAACAAACGGGGGGGGAGGGGGUUGCUUUUGGAAAUCAUUCUGUGGUUCUAACCCCGGGGUAUUUGAGCGGAUCUUCCAAAAAGGUUGGAGAAGGAGGAAGCCCAGAUAUUGAAGGCCCCCGUCCCCCCACCACUUACCUUUCUUCCUCUUUGCUGCUUUCACCUACCUCGUACUGCCCCUGAUAAGAAGCAAAGUUUGAAAUCAACCUGCAGCCGGCCCCGCUUGGGAACUUUUCAGUUCAACUGGUCCAUGGCUGAAUGCGUUCAAGGUGCCUUUGAUGUUUGUGUGCGAGCGCGCGCGCGUGCGUGCGUAUACAUACACACACACAUAUAGGAGAGAAAGAGAGACGCUUCUGGGAAACGGACUGUUGCUUUUUAUCACCCACCUUCUUCCUCUCACCAGCCCACACACGCGAUUUGCCAAAGAGAGAGAAAAGUGAUGAAAUUAGCAAGAAGUGGUAAAUUGGUUAAGCCCGGUUUCCUCCUCAAGAGAGCGACUGCAAAGAGGAGCUCGGGAGGGGGAAGAGGCAGAGCGAGAACCGAGCGCAGGCAGCCCAGCCCCUGUCGAGCACAGCACAGGAGCUUGCAAAGGAGGGGUGGGAAGUGAGCAUUGCUGCUGGUAGCGGCUCAGCUAGCUGCCGUUUGUAACGGUGAAGAAUUGAUCCCGGCGCUAGGGGGGGUGCUGGGUGUUAGGUAGGGUGUUCCUGCGGCUCAUCGGCGACGUGCAAAGCGCUGUCUGAUUGCAUUUGACUUGCAAUGCCGGGUUCUCUUUGGAAUGCAAAACCGUGCACAGGAUGAAAUCAGGUCACUCUUCUAGAAUGCCAGAGGAAAGUUCCCCACGGAAGACUCCCCAGAAUGUCCCAUAUCAGGACCUUCCUCAUUUGGUCAAUGCUGAUGGGCAGUACCUUUUCUGCAGAUACUGGAAACCAGCCGCUCCACCCAGGGGCCUGGUGUUUGUUGCUCACGGUGCUGGAGAACACUGUUGCCGCUAUGAUGACUUGGCCCAGAUGUUGAUGGGAAUCAACUUUUUUGUAUUUGCUCAUGACCACGUUGGCCACGGGCAGAGUGAAGGAGACCGUAUGGUCGUGUCAGACUUCCAUGUGUUUGUCAGAGACAGCUUGCAGCACAUUGACCUCAUGAAGAAAGAUCACCCAGGCCUCCCCGUGUUCCUUCUAGGGCACUCCAUGGGAGGAGCCAUCGCCAUCCUCACCGCGUGCGAAAGGCCAAAUGACUUUUCAGGCAUGGUAUUAAUUUCUCCUUUAGUAGUUGCAAACCCAGACGUAGCAACACCAAUCAAGGUUUUUGCAGCUAAAGUACUUAACUUAGUCCUGCCAAACCUGUCCCUGGGAUCUAUCGACCCAAACGUUGUCUCCCGGAAUAAGAAAGAGGUUGACAAUUACUCCACCGACCCACUUAUCUACCAUGGCGGCAUGAAAGUCUCCUUUGUCAUCCAGCUGCUGAACGCCAUUGCCAAAAUAGAGCGCUCUCUCUCCAAACUGUCUCUUCCCAUGCUGGUGCUCCAUGGCUCACCUGACAAACUCUGUGAUAUCAAAGGCUCUUAUUUGCUGAUGGAUACUGCACCAAGUCAGGAUAAAACACUCAAGGUUUAUGACGAGGCUUAUCAUGCCCUCCACAAAGAGCUUCCUGAGGUGACUACUUCUGUUUUUAAGGAAAUACAGUCAUGGAUUGGUCAGAAACUCUCAGCAGCUGAAGGAGACCAUCGCUCUUAAGAAAAGCCACCUUGAGACCUUCUUAAAUGGCUGUUGGGAUAUUUGGGGAAGAUCUUUCUCUCUUUUUUUUACAACCUCUCUUUUGGGGCAAAAAUGUUUCUCUUAAAGGGACUCCUGAAUUACAUUAUUUUUAAGCAGACGUUCCUGUGGCAUUGUGGGGAGGGGGAUUGCCAUGCAGCCAUUUAAAGAAGCUUUCUUCCCAGCAGACGGAGGUAGGGGGAAGGUUAUCAGUAUAGACUUCCCAGCUGGGAGGGCUGCAUUAAGGGCCUUCUUUGAAUCUCUCUCAAAAUCCACAACACUCUCUACCCCUGUUCUUUGUUGUCCAAGGAGUUCCUGAGGUGCUGAGGUAACUUUUUUAAUAUACUGCAAUAAUCUUUGGAAUGUUUAAAAAUUUGGCAUCUUCCAUAUCAUUCAGUUUCUACUCUUGCCAGAUUACAAUUCCUCCCUUCUCUAGGUUAGACCCAAAGGGAAGUCAUGAUCACUUGGAGAUGGGGUUAGGAAGGAAGUUGGGCUGUCGAUGGAGACUUUCCCUGUGUGAAUUCCGAACGUGACAACUUUUAGGUUUCGGGUUAGGUCAGGCCAUAAGGUCUCUCAACACCACAACCUCAGAGGUCAAGAACAAGGAAGGGCCCAUUAGGCAGCAGCAGCACAAACAGCUUCCCCCUAUACAUGCAGUGCCAUUCAGUCAGGAGCCCCAGAAGUGGCACCACUGAGGAGCAGGACUAACAUAGAAUAGCACACUAAAAAGAUGCUGCUGCUUCCAGAACCCAGAACCCUUCUUCUGUGCAAAAACUGUAAUCUGUAAAUACUUGUAGGGGCUGCUUUCCUUGCUACUUGUGUUACUGAUAACUUAAGAUGUAAAGUCAAAAUUAUAUUUAAAAGAGAAAUAUUAAAUAUAAUAUAUAAUGUUUCUAUAGGUUGCUCAGAGGUAUUUGGAGGAGGAGGAGGAAAGACGUGGCGUAUAGAAUGAAUGCAGGAGAUGUCGCUCCUGCGCCUGAUGUCCCUGUAGGAGAUUUCCAGGCAGCACAAAUGUUAACUCCACUAAUGUUGUAAACGGAACGCAGUUGCCACUUGAAAACCAGGGAAUAGCCAGGCAUUGCUUUUCCACAUGCCUAUUCCUGCUUGUGAUUAGGAUAGGCAGAACAGAAGCAGCUCAUCUUGUGGGGGGUAGCCUUUGUUUCCCUGUUCCUUUAUUCUGUCCAUGGGAGCAAAAGAAAGAAGCCAGAGUAGUGGCAGAGGAGGAGACAAGGGUCUGGGGGAGGGAGUGGAAAGAGUUACUGGAUAUUCAGAGUCCAUUGUAUGUGUGGCCUUGGGAGCUUGGCCAGAGGAGCAUAAGGGUUAGAGGUUUUGCAAUACUUCAUUUGCGAGAAAAAAUGGGUGGUGUUGAAAACUAGGGCAGGAAGAGCCACCUGUUGGGUGAGGGUGUUUGUUACAGAUGAGGAACAGUCGGAUCAGUGUGCAGGGAUGGGGAUUUGGGGCUGCUCAUGGUAGGCUGAUCUGAGGAACGGGCUUGGGAGCAAGGCAGUUGUGUGGGAUCUCUUAACCUCUACAAUUUUGGGGUAACAGCCUUCACUGCGACUAGCUGCUUGACCUGCCCAGGUCAGCUGCACCAGGAAAACAUGAAGGAGCUGUCUGUGGCUACUCAAAUACUUGCCAUGCAGCUAUCAAACAGUGCUUCCAGGCAGCCAAAAUGUGCCAUGUCUGUUGAAUGGCUAUCUAAAAGUGCCCCCCUUGCUUUGCAGCAAAAUGCUUUUAUUUGUUACUGAUUUCCCCUCUGGAAUAACCCAGUUAGUGCUGUUGAGCCAGUCUCCUGUGUAACUUACUUGGAAGGGAAAUCAGUUUCCACCGUUUUCAUUGGGAGUAAUCCUGUUAGGAGAGCUUCUCAGUCCUGCUUUUUCGAUGCAUUUCUUGCAUGAGUCUUCCCACUGUGAUUGAGGACUGCUUCAAAAAUUUCCACAUUUCCUACAGAGAAAUUCCUCUGCUCCAUUUCCAGAGUGACGUUAGACAUGUAUGCAGUCAUCAUGUGUGAAGUCCUCAUGUUCUUCUUAACUGUACAAGCUUUUUGGGUAGAAAGUGUGGGAUUUUUGAAGUGGUCUUUAUUAGCCAAGCAGCCAGUAUGUAUUAAGGGUGAAGUGCAAAGAGAAACAUGGUUGAGUGGAUUUCAGAAUACAGUCGCCUUGCAAAGUUAGUAAUUGACAAAAAUAAAUUCUGGCCUACUUUCCCAGCUAAAACUAUAUUUCCAUAUCUAAUAAAGCAGAUUAAUUGCCUUCCCAAUUACCCAAGUUUCCCUACCCUGUAGUCUGGAUAAUUCUUACCCCAGGAAACCAGGUGGGUUGCUGUUUACAAGCCUGGAGUACAGAUAAAAUCUGAUUAAUUCACCCUAAUGCCAGAGCUCAACAGGUGUCAGAGACCCUAGCAAGGCUGGUAAGACAUCAGCUUUCUAACCUGUAUUCAGACAAGAGCUUCCUCUUCUUUCCUUCCUGCAUUCCUGAGGCAUCAGAAGGACCCUGCACUCUGCCCUGAUGAAGCGUGCAUGUAUUGCUAGGGCCCCUGCCCUAGAGGAGGAAGAGGAGUAUGCAUCAUGGAUAUGACUCAUACGAGAUGUCAAAUGGGAGCUAGAAUUCUCUCUGCCUCUCCUCAUCUUCCAACUGGACUAGUGAUCUGUAAUGCAAACCUGCCCAGAUUACACAACAGUUUCACUUCCCACCUCCAAAGCCAGUUCCUUUUGGAACCUGUGAAAGAGAGCUGUGUGUAAUAACCAACAGCCCCUGAAUCUCACUUUAAUUAGCUCUGAUCUGUUCUCUAAUAAGGGUGUGAGUGGCAGAAGCUUAACCUAUCACAAGACCUCAGAAACGGAAGCACUGUAGGAGCAACAGUUGCCUGGUCUGUAUAUCCUCUUGCAACUCUUAGACAAAGACAUUUCUUUACAGAAUUAAUUGUGGCCAUUGCAGACUGCUUAAAACUCCUUUUGACAAGGCCCAAAUUAGCUGGGUGCAGAUGCUAGAGGUCAUUUCACAGCACAAAGGAAUGGCCCCUAACAUAGAGGUCAGGCUGGCUUGCCCGAUGCAGCUAUAGUUAUGGCCUGUAGGCUGCUAAACUGGAGACUGGGCUAUGGGAGACAGGCCGUUCUGUAUGGAUGGUGGGAAGUGUUUCAGCUGGAGAAGUGCAGUGAAUCAGAUACAGCAUUGUUCUUCUAACAAGAUGAUGAUGAUGAUGAUUCUCACUUAAUAAUAGGAUUCUUUCCCUGCUCCAUGAGCUGGGGAAACGGGAUGGUCAUGAGCUGAGAUGUAUACCCUUGCAUUUGUAAGCCUUAAAAAUCAGGGGAACAGCAUGUAUAAGCAACUAAUGGCACAGAAAUAGAAAACCUAUCUAUGGAUAAGGCAAUCAAGGUGGAGAGUAUUCCAAAGAUAAGUAUGUUAGCUUAAUUCUUCACAUGCUCACGUCAACUGGGAGUUUAGCCGCAAUGUGAGAAAUCUAGGUCAGUGCUUUGGAGAAGAGCUGCUUUUAAGAAACGAACUCCUAUACACGAGAGCACUGCUCUGCUGGCUUGUAUUGUAUACAUGUCCAGAAGAGGCUCUAAGUUCAGUGCCUUUGAAUAGGUUUGUCCAGAGAAUGUCCACUGUAACUCCUGAGCUUUGAAGCAAUAUAUAAAGAAGGGUUAGAACAGGCUUCACCAACCUAGUCCUGCCACCAACCAUUCCAGACCAUUGGGGCUGAUGGGAGUAGUUGGAUUACAACAGCAUCCUGAGAGUCCCAAGGUGGGGGAAGAUGGCGUAGAGACAAUAUUCAACUCUCAGAGUCAGGCAGCUUUGAAAACCAGACGCUUAAUUACUGGGAAAGUGAUAGCUAUUGUUCAUUCAUUUCUGUGAAGACAUACAUCCUGGGGAGAUCCAAUCAAGAGGGUGAGUGAGGGAUGGUCUGUUCCUUUAAGAGCCCUGAUACAAGCUAAAGCUGCCCACCUUUGCAUCAGCCUAUUGGGCUUCUGUCUACCAUGGAGCUUUUAAAAGGAGUUUUUUGCCAAACAAGAGCUGGCCACUUAACACUGAGUACUGCUUUAAAAAAAAAGUAAUUUAAAUAUCAUUUGUUAGAUGUUGGAAGUUUUAAAAAAGACCUGCAUUAACAGUUUGUAAAUUGAAUUGUGCUGACUCAAUGCCAAUGACGGAUCUGAAACAAAAUCCUUUAUGCUGUAGUUAAAUCUGUCAAGUCUAAGCUUGCUCAUGUGGCAUGUUUGCCUUCUGCAGUGUUCUCGAGAAGGCCACUCUGAGCGAUCACAGCUGCCAGCCAAGGAUAGUUUUUGCAUUUGAAGCACCUGUUACUGGAAGGUGCCACAGCUUGGCAGGCUGCUUACUGCCAGAGCUGUGACCUGUCGCAUCAGCUCUGUGGUGGAGAGGGGAGAAAAAGAGAAAUUGUGCUGGGUUUUCUUGGGGGGGGGAUGAGUUUCAGGAGCCCAUCUUGCUAAUCAACAUUAAACCAGCUGAAGCACAUUGGGGUUGCCCUACCUCAGGCCUGCACAAUCUGUGACCCACCCAGCUGAUCACAACCUAACCUGUAGCUUGCAAACUGCUUGACAACUCCCCUGCUGUCAUAACCCCAGGCAUGCAGCAGAAGUGGGAGCCUUAUGGAGCCCCAAUCAUUAUGAGUGAGCUGUAUUUGGCUUGGUAGGUCACAAAUUGCACAGGCCUGCCCUACCUUAAAAUCCCAUGCUUACAUCAGGGGAAAAUUUGUCACAAGAAGCAUCCACAAAUUAUAUUGUUUGAUGCAUGCAGUUUCUGGAGGGCAAAGUUCUCCAGAACUUGUCUCAGCUUCCAGAGUACUGUGCUGGGACCAAAAGGGAGUUUCCCUUUUGAGAACAUAGUUCCUUUAUGACAGAGCAAUAGUUGUGUGUAAGUAAUGUAUAUAUCACCACCAUAUGCACCAGAUGUGGCAUGACAACUACCCAUAACAUGUCUGGCACAACAUUUUAUAAGCCUGCUCUUUUUUAUCGGUCACCUUACCACUUUGAUGACAUUAUCUUACCAAGAUAACUUAUUUUUCCAAGUGAUUUCUGUGCCACCUGUUUCAUUUGUGCUCCAUCUCACUCAAUAUUAAACACUUGCAUACAAACUUGAAACACCUGUAUUUAUAGCAAGGAGAAUGUGUACAACUUAGAUACUUUUGAGGAAAAAAAGAAACAUGUAUAUGGGACACUAAUAAUAAA